Molecule: messenger RNA, 1776 nt
Organism: Agrilus planipennis (emerald ash borer)
Lineage: Eukaryota; Metazoa; Arthropoda; Insecta; Coleoptera; Buprestidae
Product: zinc finger CW-type PWWP domain protein 1-like
Exons: 3
Coding region: 45-1667 (540 amino acids)
Cellular component (GO): nucleus
Molecular function (GO): zinc ion binding
Source: RefSeq, a predicted model, not a curated record
UAAUAUCUAAUUCACGCUUUAAAUUAUACAUAGAUAUUUUUAAAAUGCCAUUGUACAAAAAUUUAAAAUCUAAAUUUAAACCUCCUCUCUUACAUAAAAAUUUAAGUUGUAAGAAAUCGCUAACAACGUCACCGCCUGUUGAAGUUACAACCAAUAAUUUUUUGAUUCCUAUCGAAAAUGGGAAGGCAACUCCACAAUAUUUCCCGACUGACUCUCCACCAGCAGCUGAUGCUAGUAACAAACUUGCUGAAUCUCCUAAAGAAUCUGCUUCAUUCGAAAUAAAAAAGGCAGCCCGCAAGGAGACUAAACCAGACCAAAAACUUUUUGGUAAUGGACUUGAAGAGAAAGUUCCCAGAAAACGAAAUAAAGAGAAACAAGCACCAGAUAAUGGUAAAAACAAAACCGAUAAAAAGAAACUUAAAGCAGAGCUACAAGGAAGAAGAAAUGAAAAGUUAAAGAAAUUUGAGAAACCAAAAUCGCCUGCGAAUAAGGUUAAAAACGACAAGAUCUCAUGCGGUUCUCAAAAUACACAAUCAUCAAUAUCUCAACAUAAAAAGUUAAAGAAAUUUGAGAAACCAAAAACGCCUGCAAAGAAGGAUAAAAAAGAAAAGGCCUCAUGUGAUUCUCAAAAUUCACAAUUAUCAAUACCUCAACACAAAAAGGUAAAGAAAUUUGAGAAAUCAAAAACGCCUGCGAAGAAGAAUAAAAAAGGAAAGACCUCGUAUGAUUCACAAAAUUCCCAAUUAUCAAUAUCUCAACAAUAUUUAUUGUUGGAAAAGAUUAAUGAACCUGCACCUCCAGAAAAUGCGAGUCAAAAGGAACGUUUGGAAUGGUUGCAAAAUGAACGAAGUGUUGGACUUUACGUCCAGUGCGAUAGCUGUGAUAAGUUCAGAUAUUUGGCAGAUGUAAUGGAUCCCACUGAUUUACCAGAGAAAUGGUACUGUUUUAUGAAUAAAGAUUGUGAAUAUAACUCUUGCGAUGUUCCGGAAGUAAAAUUAUCAGCACGCGAAGAAGAAGAUAUGAUAUUCAAUGAGUACAAUGCUGGCAGCAUUGUAUGGGCAAAACUUCCACCAUAUCCAUGGUGGCCGGCCAUGGUGGACGAUGAUCCUGAUGUUGAGCAGUAUUACUGGCUAAAAAGUUAUUCCGAUGUUCCAACGCAUUACAAUGUAACUUUUUUCGACUCGGAACUGGUCAGCAGAUCUUGGAUAACUCCCAAGUUUCUAAAACCAUUCAGAGGGAACGAAGAUAUGUUUUCCUUGAAAAAAACUGGUUUCGAACUAAAAUUUUUUGAGCGUUUUCAUGUUGCCAAAAGACAAGCGAUUGAGGCUUUGUCUUAUAAUAUCCUGGAUCGUCUGAAAAAGUUCAGUUUCCUUGCCAGAUGGCCCUACGACAUAGGCUCAUACCCUGAUGAUAAUGAUAAGAAGCGUCAAAAGAGAAACAAAAAAAGAAAGACAUACAGUAAUAACCAGAGAAAGAUAAAGAUCACUAAAAACCAAAAGAAGACUACUAUCCAAAAUAGAACGAAAACUGAUAAUAAGCAAACAACGUUCUUCACUGAUGAGCAAAGUGAAGAGAUGGAUUGGAAAAAUGUAGUGGAUAAAGAAAAUGAUAAUGCGAUUUCCGUUUCCUAUUCUCCAGAUGUUUCAUUUGAUUUUGAUUUAUUUUAACUUUUUGUUCAGCGUUCAAUUAGUUACUUACUUUAAGAUUUAAAAGUUAAAAUUAUGGAAUUAAAAGUUAAUUUAGUGUUGCUUCAAGUAAUAAUUUUGUACUGUUAAU